Conger conger (European conger) is the source of this 957-nucleotide messenger RNA. RefSeq lists its product as uncharacterized. The transcript is spliced from 2 exons. Bases 19 to 711 code for a protein of 230 amino acids. NCBI's taxonomy places the organism in Eukaryota, Metazoa, Chordata, Actinopteri, Anguilliformes, Congridae. The record is from RefSeq and is a predicted model, not a curated record.
AAAAAGGACAUAGAGUUUAUGAAUAGUAGAGAAGUAGUAGACGCGAGUCAUCUUUCUCAGGAGGACCGAACCGAGAUUUUUGCGGAGCCCUCCAAAAUGGAUAUUGCACUUUUGAAAGAACAGUACAACUGUAAUAAACGGAAGCAAAUGCUACAAACACGCGUUGUUUUAUUUAAAAAAGCACCGAACAAUGAAGAGAUUUGUGGCAAGUCCCUUGUUAACAUGAUUCCUGUUAACCAGGAAGUAAAAUAUCCCAAAGUAUUUGAGGAGAAUUUUCCAGUUAGAGAGAUUAAGUUCAAUUUUGUUGAUGACCUUGACAGUGACAAAACCCCUUGGCGCACCCAUUUAGGAAUUCAUCGGAUGACCAGCGUAACAGGCAACUUGUUAAAAACAUCAGAUACAAUGGCCAGCACGACCACCUCUAAUCCUUCCAGCAACCAAGACCUUACUCUCGAGAGUACAGAAUCCAAAGAAGUAGAUUCCAUUGCUUCAGAAAACUUGAAUGGUUGCCAAUUUCUUGAUAGUGGAGGAAGGAGUGAGCAGGUGACCCCAGCCUCCAGGAACUUAUCCUCUUCCUGGUCAGAAUGCUCCCUGCCUUCUGUCAGCUCCCACUACUAUCCUUUUCCUCAACGAAAAUGCCCUAAGAAGUCAGAGGCUGCUAGGAAGCUUGGAAUGUAUUCAGCAUCUUCAUCUUCUGGCAGUGAACCCUAAGAUGGGUGUGGAGUACUGCAUGUCCCCUAACAUUCACCUGGGCCUUAAAAUGUUUGAUUACAUUUUUGUUUACAGUGAUGAUUAAAGAGAGACAAGAACUGGAGCCAUCAAGAUCAUCAUGGAGUUCAAUGGAUGUUUAUAUGAAAGUUGAUAUGAUGGAAUACAAUAUUAAGAAUAAAAUAUCGGCUUGGUUUUCUUUUGUGUAUAUUUGAAAAUAUGUUAAGAUUCAUUAAAUGAAGAUGAGAA